GCAAAGAGAGAGAGAGAGAGAGAGAGAGAGAGAGAGAGAGAGAGAGAGCAGCGCGCACAGAGCGCAGAGCGGCGCCCCACCACCGCCUUUGCGUCAACCAUCCUCACACACACACAGCCAGUGACACAACACAACAUCAGCCCCUCGCAGCAUCCGCAUCUCACGGCCACAGGAGGACCAGGAGCACAUCUUCAUGAGCAUCCAUUCCACUACUGCCUGCCUGCCUGCGCACCGUCCACUCCAGGCUGAUCACCAUCCACAGCUUGCUGUUUUCUUUUUCUUCUUUUUUUUUCUGGCAUCGGCUCGGAUUAUUUUUCUUUGUUGCUUUUAAAUUCUCCGAGAUGUUUUAAUCGCGUCUUGUAAGGAGGGGAGAGAAAAAAAACAAGCCGUGGACGCGGAGCAGCAGCAGGAAAUCUGCAGUGGCCAAUCCGGAGAGCUGAACCAGAACCACAGCAGAGGCGAUCGUUAUCCCCUCAGAGAGGCUUUAGAUGCCCAGCGGCAGCCUGUAGCCCGGGACUCCCAGCUCACCCUCAGGAUCUCCCCUGGCAGACGCUCUUCUGACCCAGCGCGGCUGAAGCCCCUGGACGCCCCCCCACAGUCACCAUGGGAACCGUGCUGUCUUUGUCCCCCAGCUACCGAAAGGCGGCCCUCUUCGAGGAUGGACCGGCCACCGUGGGCCACUACACAGCUGUCCAGAACAGCAAGAACGCCAAAGACAAGAACCUGAAGCGCCACUCGCUCAUCAACGUGCUCCCGUGGAAGCGGAUUGUAGCGGUGUCAGCCAAGAAGAAAGGCUCCAAGAAGGUGCAGCCCAACAGCAACUACCAGAACAAUGUCACCCACCUGAACAAUGAGAACCUGAAGAAGUCGCAGUCGUGCGCCAACCUGUCCACCUUCACCCAGGAUCAGAGCACUCCAGCUCUCACCAAGAGCUCCAACAACACAGUAUCAUCUGUCAAGAAGGCCCCUCUGGCCAACUCCAAUGUGGCCCCUGGGACCCCAAAGAGAGUGAUUGUCCAGGCCUCCACCAGUGAGCUUCUGCGCUGCCUCGGGGAGUUUCUGUGCCGGCGUUGUUACCGGCUGAAACACCUGUCACCCACUGACCCAGUGCUGUGGCUGCGCAGCGUGGACCGCUCCCUGCUGCUCCAGGGCUGGCAGGACCAGGGCUUCAUCACCCCUGCAAACGUGGUCUUUGUCUACAUGCUUUGCCGUGACGUGGUCUCCUCCGAGGUGGCCACGGAGCACGAGCUGCAGGCCGUGCUGCUCACCUGCCUCUACCUGUCUUACUCCUACAUGGGCAACGAGAUCUCCUACCCACUCAAGCCCUUCUUAGUGGAGAGCUCCAAGGAGACCUUCUGGGACCGCUGCCUGUCCAUCAUCAACCUGAUGAGCGCAAAGAUGCUCCAGAUCAACUCCGACCCGCACUACUUCACUCAGGUGUUCGCUGACCUGAAGAACGAGAGCCAGAAGGAGGAGGAGAGGAGCCGCCUGCUCAUCGGCCUGGACCGGUGAGGGGAUGCUGGGGGUGGGGGGCAGCAG
Messenger RNA from Larimichthys crocea (large yellow croaker), 1539 nucleotides. RefSeq names its product cyclin dependent kinase 5, regulatory subunit 1b (p35) (gene cdk5r1b). The record is from RefSeq and is a predicted model, not a curated record. The transcript is spliced from 2 exons. The coding region runs from base 604 to 1512 and encodes 302 amino acids. Gene Ontology annotation, cellular component: growth cone; cytoplasm; protein kinase 5 complex. Gene Ontology annotation, molecular function: cyclin-dependent protein serine/threonine kinase activator activity; protein kinase binding. Gene Ontology annotation, biological process: axon guidance; brain development. NCBI's taxonomy places the organism in Eukaryota, Metazoa, Chordata, Actinopteri, Sciaenidae.